CCACUACCUUGCUUUCACUUGUGCUUCUGAAUAUGAUCUGAGCACAUAUAGAUAUACAGUUCUUCUCUAAGCCCAAGUUGACUAGUGAGUGACCCACAACUCAUCAAGUUAUCCAGUGAGCGACCUACGACAACGAUCAUUCAUUAUGUUGACAAAAUUGGCUUCUGCCUCAGUGGCUGUAAUGGUCGUCCUAGCUAUGGUAGUAGUUGCCGCUGAGGGGUUAUCACUUUAUGGCGGACAGAAACCUGGAGAAUGUCCGCUUUUCCCUGCUCCGCCCCCAGGAAUACACCGCGCCAGGGAAUUCUCUGAAGACACACACAACCGUGACUGUGAGAGUGACAGGAACUGUUUGGGUACCAAGAAAUGUUGUUCUACUGGCGUGUGUUGUGGUAGAGUGUGCGUUGAGCCCUCUAAUAACAUAUAUCCCUUUGGAAAGUGAUAAUAUCUACUGUGAUAGUUACUACUGAGUCUGCAAAAAAAAAAAAAUCUUUGACAGAAUCUGAAUAAAUAAGUCCCUCUCAGGUUU
Molecule: messenger RNA, 526 nt
Organism: Homarus americanus (American lobster)
Lineage: Eukaryota; Metazoa; Arthropoda; Malacostraca; Decapoda; Nephropidae
Product: WAP four-disulfide core domain protein 12-like
Exons: 3
Coding region: 146-439 (97 amino acids)
Cellular component (GO): extracellular region
Molecular function (GO): peptidase inhibitor activity
Source: RefSeq, a predicted model, not a curated record